GAUCAGCGGCGCGCAAGCUGCCAUGGAGCAGCGGCAGCAGCCGGUCGUGCCGGUGGCGCGCCUGGCUGGGGUCGGGCGGGAGCAGUUCCUGCGAGACAUCUACCCCCAGAGAAAGCCAGUAGUGCUGACAGGAAUGGAACUGGGCGCUUGCACAACCAAGUGGACAGUAGAUUACUUGAGCCAAGCUGAAAGACCUAAAGAAGUAAAGAUUCAUGUUUCUUCAGUGCCACAGAUGGAUUUCCUCAGUAAGAACUUUGUGUAUAGAACUCUGCCUUUUGAUGUAUUUGUACGAAGAGCAGCUGAAGUCAGACACAAGGAGUACUUUCUUUCUGAGGAUGAAAAGUACUAUUUGCGAUCAGUGGGUGAAGAUGCUAGGAAGGAUAUUGCAGAUAUCAGAAAGCAGUUUCCUAUUUUGGCCGAAGAUGUUCGGAUUCCAGAGUAUUUUGAGAAAGAACAGUUUUUCUCUAGUGUCUUCCGCAUCAGCUCAGCUGGAUUACAACUAUGGACACAUUAUGAUGUAAUGGAUAACUUCUUAAUCCAAGUAACAGGGAAAAAACGAGUUGUUUUGUAUAGUCCUAGAGAUGCACCAUAUUUAUAUUUAUCAGGUACUAAAUCAGAGGUGCUGGAUGUGGAUAACCCAGACUUUGAUAAAUACCCUCUUUUUGUGAAAGCCAAGCGCUAUCAAUGUUUUCUAGAAGCAGGAGAUGUGUUAUUUAUUCCAGCUUUGUGGUUCCACAAUGUAAUUUCUGAGGAAUUUGGAGUGGCACUGAACGUCUUUUGGAAGCACCUUCCUGCAGACUCCUAUGACAAGAGUGACACUUACGGAAAUAAAGAUCCCACAGCAGCCUCUAGAGCUAUACAAAUCUUGGACAGGGCCUUGAAAACACUUGAAGAGCUUCCUGAAGAUUAUAGAGAUUUUUAUGCUCGGAGAAUGGUGUUACGCAUCCAAGAAAAAGCCUAUAGGAAUGAUUAUGGAUAAAAUAACAAUUAAGCUCCUGUGAAAGCAGAAAAUUGUAUGUUAAUAUGGAAACUGUCCAUGUGUACAUAUGCAAACUUUCUCUAAGACAAAUAUAAACUAUGUUGAUAAACUUCAUUACAGAUUAAUGUUUAUCUUGUAGAUUUUUUUCUUAUUUUUUUCUUCACAUGCAGCAGCUGCACAACCUUCUUCAUCUGGAGAUGGUCUCUCUUCUACAACAAGACAUACAUUUGCAGUACCUGCACUUACAACUCUACUUUUUUGGAGUGUUCUACUUAUAUUUUUCUGAACACAAGUGUGGGCGAUCAGCUGUGAGCCACGGGUGGCCUUGAUCUUGACAAACUGGCUGCACCCUUGACAGUUAGGGAUAAACAAGUUUGAGGGAAAGAAGGUAUGUGAGAUACAGAUGUAUGUUGACAUUCUUGUAAGAAAAUGUAAGAAGCUUGUAGCCUAUCAUAGAAUAGGAUAGAAUGCGUGAACAGAGGCUGUUAAGAAAUAGGAAGGAAGCGUAGGGUGCCUGGACAGGAGAGCAAAGUAUAAAAAUGCAGUGUAACCCAUAAUAAACUGCUGAUGCUUGUGACCAUCA
Apus apus (common swift) is the source of this 1562-nucleotide messenger RNA. It is a transcript of the gene TYW5, whose product is annotated as tRNA-yW synthesizing protein 5. Bases 23 to 979 code for a protein of 318 amino acids. The record is from RefSeq and is a predicted model, not a curated record. Gene Ontology annotation, biological process: wybutosine biosynthetic process. The transcript is spliced from 8 exons. Gene Ontology annotation, molecular function: tRNA binding; 2-oxoglutarate-dependent dioxygenase activity. Lineage: Eukaryota; Metazoa; Chordata; Aves; Apodiformes; Apodidae.